AUGGGCUCCAACGAAGAGUCCAGCUGGCAACAGCGAGUCGAGUGGAAACGACAGGCAUGCGCCAACAAAAUCCCGGCCGAAUGGUGUAUUCCAGAUGCAGUCAUGGCUCGCCUGCAGGCUCCUCUAGCAGACCACAAAAACAACUUGAUCCAGGAAAAUCUUAUCCAUGAAUCUGGCAUCAUGACCAAGCAUGAGCUGCAGAUCACGGAAGAGUACACGGUUUCAGAGUUGUUAGCAGCAUUGGCCAGCGGAAGCCUAACCUCGGUGGAAGUCACUACGGCAUACUGCAAACGGGCUGCCGUCGCACAGCAACUCGUCGCCUGUCUGACAGAGACGAUGUUUUCAGAGGCCUAUGAGCGAGCGCAGUAUCUCGAUCAGCUCCGCUCUCAAGGACAGGUGGUGGGUCCCCUCCACGGUCUACCCGUGAGUAUCAAGGACAACUUUCAUUAUGAAGGAACAGAGGCCACGAUCGGCAUGGUUUCGUUCCUGGGUGAGGUAUCUACCGGAAAUUCACCGCUGGUGGAUAUCCUCCUGAAGCUUGGAGCGGUCAUCUAUGUGAAGACUAACGUGCCCCAGAGUAUGAUGGCACUGGACUCGCAGAAUAAUGUCUUCGGGCGUACCCUGAAUCCCUGGAAUACCACUCUGACCCCGGGAGGAUCGAGUGGUGGCGAGGGCGCUUUGGUUGCGCUGCGCGGAUCACCUCUGGGAGUCGGCACUGAUGUGGGCGGCUCCAUACGUGUCCCUGCUCUGUGUUGUGGGACUUAUGGCUUCCGACCCAGUGCGUCAAGAGUCCCAAACGCAGGCACUCGUGCCUGCUCAGCCAGCGGAAUGCGCUUUAUCCUCUCGUGUGCUGGGCCUUUGUCCCUGGACCUUGAAGGUCUGGAAGUCUUCUUUAGCUCGGUGUUUGAUAUCCAGCCCGGUCUCUACGACUCCACUGUGAUCGAUGUACCUUGGCGAACAGUCGCGGUGAAACCUAAAUUGAGAAUCGGUCUUGUCCCGGAGCAUCCAGUCUUUCCGCUACAUCCCCCAGUCAAACGGAUACUGGCAGAAGCGAAACAGCGCCUGGAGGAAGACGGUCAUGAAAUAGUUUUCCUCACCCACGAAGAGUGCCGGAUCAAGGAACUGAAUGAAGUUGCGUUGGGUAUCUUCGGUCUGGACCAGAGCGCCCUCAGCCAUAUCAUCUCAGCUGGCGAGCCCGUGGUUCCCGCAUUACAGCAUAUUGGCGCCCAGGUUGCAAAAGUGAAACAAUUCCAUAAGUCAUCCCUACCGGAUAUGAGUUCGAUGGACCGUUUAGCCACGUUGGCCGCUCUGAACACACGUCGCGCCGAGCUCAAGGAGGACUAUCGAAAAAUGUGGAUCCAACAUAAUUUGGACAUUUGUCUUGCGCCGCCGGCGCAAAACACUGCGGUAGCCCAUGACUCCUUUGGCCCUGCGCCAUACACCACUUUCUUGAACUGCCUUGAUUACCCUGCCUGUGUCAUUCCAUUUGGACAGGUCAAUGAGUUGGAUGCUACAGAAACCUUCCGGGUGGGCGACGAUCAAAUCGCACCAGAAUAUGACUAUCAAUCCCUCCAAGGGGCUCCGUGUGGGAUUCAGCUUUUCACCACGACAAUGCGGGACGAGGAGUGCCUACAGAUGUCAAAGCUGAUCGAUCGGUGUCUGAGGGCGUAA
This is a messenger RNA of Aspergillus bombycis, 1671 nucleotides long. Its product is annotated as putative general amidase. Bases 1 to 1671 code for a protein of 556 amino acids. Lineage: Eukaryota; Fungi; Ascomycota; Eurotiomycetes; Eurotiales; Aspergillaceae. The record is from RefSeq and is a predicted model, not a curated record. The transcript is spliced from 6 exons.